GGUCCAUCUCUUUCCUUUAGUUUGAAGCUUAUCGUGUGGACAUCUUAUCUCACAGGGACUACAAUUUAUAUUGGUUACUCUGCCACGGUUGUCUCAUUCAUGGCGACGCGAAAUCUUGUUCCGAUCAGGACGGCAGAGGAACUGAAAUCGAGCUCAUUACCAAUUUAUGGCGAUGGAGACAAUAUUGGGAAUCCAUAUGUCUAUGAAGGAGUCGUGGACACGACGGAUCCUAGAAAUAUUUUGUCCCCAGAGGAAGCCUUGCAAAAACUGCAGACCGAGGUUGGAGCAUAUUUAGGAUUUUCGGACGCUUAUACUGCGGCCGGUCUCAGAAUGGGAUUAACGGAGGACUUUUUGUGCAAAAAGUUCUCGCACAUUCCCUUCAGCAAAAUUGACUACAAGAGUUCAAUGUUUGUCAAGAAAGGAUCGCCAUAUCGGGAGUUUUUUAAUUACAGGUGGAAUGCAAGCUAAUUUCAUAAUUUCAUUGUGUUAGACGGCAUCUACUUAUUUCUCAUUUGCAG
Messenger RNA from Folsomia candida, 518 nucleotides. RefSeq lists its product as uncharacterized. Lineage: Eukaryota; Metazoa; Arthropoda; Collembola; Entomobryomorpha; Isotomidae. The transcript is spliced from 2 exons. The record is from RefSeq and is a predicted model, not a curated record. Bases 100 to 468 code for a protein of 122 amino acids.